Messenger RNA from Tripterygium wilfordii, 1553 nucleotides. RefSeq names its product MADS-box protein AGL42-like. NCBI's taxonomy places the organism in Eukaryota, Viridiplantae, Streptophyta, Magnoliopsida, Celastrales, Celastraceae. Gene Ontology annotation, molecular function: protein dimerization activity; DNA-binding transcription factor activity, RNA polymerase II-specific; RNA polymerase II cis-regulatory region sequence-specific DNA binding. The coding region runs from base 480 to 1106 and encodes 208 amino acids. The transcript has 8 exons. Gene Ontology annotation, cellular component: nucleus. The record is from RefSeq and is a predicted model, not a curated record. Gene Ontology annotation, biological process: positive regulation of transcription by RNA polymerase II.
CUUUUGCAUUUAAUUUUAUUGCCUUUUUUGUGGGGGGAGAGAAGUUGAAAGAGAAGGAGAGAGAACGAUGGUAUACGAAUAAGGAAAUUAAAUCGCAGCGUUAUGUGGUGUGAGAAUAAAGAGAUUGAUACAUCAAGCCAUUCAUCGAAAGAUCCUCCGCGUUUCUGCUCCGUGAAUCUUUCUAGGGUUUUUGGAAACUUUUUCUAUUUUUGGUGUUAGAUUUUUUAUGCCUUCUUUGUUGCUUCUUUCUACCUCUUCCAUUAUUUCGGUCUCUGGUCUUUGAUCUUGAGGUUUUACCAUUGUUCGUACAAAUUCUUGCCUUACUCUUCACGCUCCAAACACUGGUUGGUUUCUGCUAUGUUGAGCCAAUUUUGACGAAUUCCAGCUUUGUAAAUACUGCCAAGCGUUCAGUGCUUGCUACUUUUGUGUAAAUACUGGUCAACACACAAGAUUCCUAAGAUUUUCGCUCAUCUUCGGAUAUGGUGAGAGGGAAGAUUCAGAUGAAGAAAAUUGAGAAUGCGACAAACAGGCAAGUGACCUUCUCCAAGCGCCGAAACGGGCUGUUAAAGAAGGCUUACGAGCUAUCUGUGCUUUGCGAUGCCGAAGUUGCUGUAAUCGUCUUCUCACAGAAAAACAGGCUAUAUGAGUUCUCAAGCUCCGACAUUCUCAAAACGAUAGAACGUUAUCAUAAGCAUGCAAAAGAAGGGCAAAACAACCAGACUGAUGGGGAAAAGUAUACGCAGCAAUUGAGGCUUGAAAGUGCAAGCUUGGCCAAUAAGAUUGAGCUAUUAGAAGUUUCUCAAAGGAGGUUUCUAGGACAAGGUCUAGAUUCAUGCACAAUUGAAGAACUCCAAACAGUUGAAAAUCAACUGGAACAAAGUUUAAGCAAUAUCAGGGCAAGAAAGACUCAGCUAUUCGUGGAGCAGAUUGAUCAACUAAAAGCAAAGGAAAAACUCUUGUUGGAAGAGAAGGCAAGAUUAUGUGAAGAGCAAUCAACUAAGCAGAAAGAAGAUGCAACCAACUGCGCCCGAGGUAACAAAUAUUCAGAAGUGGAGACUGAAUUGUUCCUUGGAUUACCAAAAGUGCACUGCUCCUAUCAGUGUUAGCUGAAUAACCAAAAUAUGAUCUGUUCUGCACCUCAUCAAUUCCUAAAGUCUACAUCCAAUAAGUAUUCUUCACAUUAGGGGAUACAGCGCAUCAGAAAACAAAAACAGGUAUAAUAAUCCGUGAGUAUUGUCCAUAAAAUCCCUCUUCUUCAGUUUUUUUUUUCCCUUCUUGUGUUUUUAAGCCUUUAUUUACUAUCUAAUUACUAGCUAGCAUGUAUAUCACUAUUAGUGUGGACUUGGUUGAAAAGGCCAUAUAGGGCGACCAAGUUUCUCUUCAUUUAUACUAAUGAUCCGGCUCCAUAAGUUACCCUGGGCUCAAUAAUCAUUCUAUGACAUUGUUACAUUUUGUACCGGCAAUGUAUGCAUACACACACAUUGGACUUCCUGUUUAUAUUUUAGUGGUUCUGUGUCGUGUCUAGAGUAAUUUCACUAGUUCUGUCUUCUUUA